CCGAGGACGCGGCAGGCGCGUGUUGGUGCUCGGGGUGCCAUGCAAGCCACAUGCAACACUGCCGUGGAUCAAGUCCUUAGUAUCUAGAGCACUGCCAAAUCUGCCAACUGGAGGAUAUGCCACCGUCACCGACCCCACCAUUUGGGCUCUUUAAAUCCAAAUCUAAAGAAUUUCCUGAAAUCCGCUCUAGAUCGGUAAACUUCCAACCGGAGGAGCAGAUGGCUGCAUACGGUGCCACACAUCCUCAAGAAGAGGAUUAUUGGUUGCAACAUCAGGAGGGACCUUCCCCUGUCCAAUUACAAUAUGAUCCUAUGCAUGAGUUCCAAGCUUUCCAAAAGAUCUCCUCGGAAUGGAGCGUCCGUCGUCCACGCGGGAGCUCAAGUGGAAAGUUCAGCUGGUCGAACCCCCCCUCACCUGCGAAGCCCACAUAGCGAUUCGGGGACUCUUCCAGGUAGUCCGGUGGGAUUGGGCCAUCCCUCAGGUGUUCAUCAAGUAUAUAUGAACCCAGCUCCACCGACAACCAUAUCCAUCAUCGACGCGCCAUCCAUGACUCCCACUCCUUCCCCUCCGCCCCCUCCACCGAAACGCAAAAGCAGCCUAAAGAGGCUUUUUAUGCCUACCUGGUCCCGCACUUCCCUCCCUGAGACUCGGAAUGUAGGGGGUGAAACAGAUACCCCUGCUGUUGGGGCACAACGACCAUUUGUAGAGCCCGUUCCGGUCUCCAUGCCCAUCCAACCGAAGCGGAAAGGGAGCCUUGCGGGGCGCCUUUUUCGAAAUCGAUCCAGAUCCUUAGUCACGGAACCCCCGGAUCCACAAGAGGAAGUCGUAACAAUCCCUUCGAGGCAAGAAUCGUACGUGGCCCCCAAUCCGCCCGAGAGAAAGCGUAGCUUCGGUCAGGGCCUCUUCCGAAGUCGAUCCCGCACCGCUGCGGUGGAAACUGAGGAUGCACCGUCUGUGUAUUCGAGGGGCGAAUCUCCGACGACCCAAUCUGUUGGGUCGAAGAAGCGUUUUGGCAUAUUUAGGAAGACAUCUCGCGAUAUGCCUGCCACUCCUGAGGCUGAGACUUUCCAUCCAUCAGGAAGCGCUGUGUUUUUGGGUAAUGUUCCGACUCGGAGUUCACUUGAUGACGGAGCUCCAGACUCCGCGAGCGCCAGCACUCCAAAACGAAGCAGGAAUCCUUUCAAUAUAUUUCGAAAGAAGUCGACUGAUUCAAGUCGCGGAAGUGUAGAAGAAUAUGCGCCUGAGAGGGCAGAAUCUUUCCCUCCACAGGAGGGAGUCACACCUACCUCGGGCACUUUCCAAGAUAUGGAUGCCCCAGCUCCCAUAGUGUCGAGGCCUAAGCCGAAAAGGUCUUGGACGGACAGACUCUUGGGCUCCCAGAAUCUUCUCUGUUGUGCACGAGGAACCAGAAGAAAUGCUACCAGAGGACCAACCUCCACUGUCACCACAGGUCGAGCGACAACUCCUUACCCUUGAUCCAGCUCAUCAAGCUGACGUGACGCAAUAUCCGUCAGCUUUAUCUGCUGGAGAAGAGCCCCCCCCAGUCGUCGACUUAGUGGCACCACGCGGCACCACUUCUCCACGGCAUCGCUCGGUAUAUGCUCAACUUUAUUGCCAGGGUCGAGCCA
Messenger RNA from Cantharellus anzutake, 1628 nucleotides. RefSeq lists its product as uncharacterized. Lineage: Eukaryota; Fungi; Basidiomycota; Agaricomycetes; Cantharellales; Hydnaceae. The record is from RefSeq and is a predicted model, not a curated record. The transcript is spliced from 5 exons. The coding region runs from base 304 to 1476 and encodes 390 amino acids.